CGCGCCGAGAGUCAGUCACCCAUUGGCCACAAUGCCUCCCUUCAAGGAUGACCAGAUAAUAGUGAUUGCGCCGGGUUCGCAGACGACCCUGGCGCAGCUUGGCCUGCCAGAGUCUUUCACCCCAGCGCGUGUGCGCCUUCGGUCGCGCAUGUUCCCGGCUGAGAAGGAAGGGGAAUUCGAGCCGUACAAGAUCAGGCGGCGGCAGGAUAAGCCAGCGGAGAAGCCAGCAGGGCAAGAUGUCGGCGCGCAGGGCGAGGCCAAGCCAACCGCAGACGGCGAAGACGAGAUCGUAUGGGAAGAAGACCGUAUUUCAGAGGAAGGCGCGAUCUGGCCGAUUCAGGAGGGCAAGAUUACGGACUGGCCCUGCUUCUUCGCGCUCAUCACACACGUCUACAACACCCUGAACCCGCCAUUCCACACCGCAAUCCUCCUCAUUACCCAACCCGCAUGGACGCCCCGAGAACACGAGAAGCUUGCGCAGUUCUUCUUCGAGAAGUUCAAGACGCCUGCAUUCGGCCUCAUGGAUGCGGCGCUGGCUACAACAUGGGCAUAUGGAGUACACACAGCAACAAUCAUCGACGUGGGCAAGGGUAAGACCGACGUUACCGCCGUGAGCGAGUUCAUCCCCCACGUUCAAGGACGCGUUGUGUCGCUGCCCGGCAGCGGAGGCGAAGCAUUUACCGAGGCACUGCACGCCAAGCUGAAAUCGAAGGGCAUCAACCGAGACAUGUGCGAGCAAUUGAAGAAAUCGCCCAUCUGCGAAAUCCUUCCCGAAGGUACACCACUUCCAGGAAGCGGAAAGACAAACGAGCCAACCAUCACAAAUCCAGCUGCGGCAGCUUCCACCGGCGCACUCAGCUCUGGACCUGCGGCAGCAGCAGCCAUCGGCAACGUGCCCCGAGGCCCAGGGCCCGACACCGAGGUCGGCGAAGAGGAUGGCGCGGAGAAUGAGGGCGUCCUUGAUGUAGCCAGCAUCGUGGCCGGCGGCAAAAUGACAGAGUAUCUCGCUAAGAAGGAGAAAGAGAAGCAGGACAAGUCAAACGCAAAGAAAAAGGGCGCCCCAGCACCUGACGCCAAUAAGCCCGUAAGGUUACCAAACGCGAGACGAGAGAAGGCUACGUUCAUGUACGAAGAUCAUGCGCUGCUCGAUGCGUUGAAGAAUUCAGAUCUGGGCACGCAAGGGAUGGCGGAUGCGAAGGCCGCACUCGAUGAGGGCCCGUCUAAGAAGGCACAAGACGAUGGUGAGAACGGAGAGACCGCAGACUCCAACGGCUCUGGCGAGGCAGCUCCUUCACGGUCAGGUCACAUUAGACGUGAGAUCGAAGUUGGCACUGAGCGAUUCUUGGCGGGCAGCGAUGGUACGCUGGAGAAGAUUGCAGACGCCGUGCACCGAGCCAUAUCCUCCGUGGACGAGGUUAACAAGCGCAGCGAGCUCUGGGAUUCACUCGUUAUUUGCGGCAACGGAUCGAGACUGCGAGGCUUCAAAGAGGCGCUGCUUCAGGUGCUUCAGAUGAAGUACCUCAUUUCACCAUCGUCAGCCACCAUCUUCACAUCGGAAAUCCCGUCGAACAUUUCCACUCCUGCCGGAACAGGCGCGAACACGCCGCAACCGCAGCUUGGUCCUCACGGCGGCUCAGGAGUCAACCCUCUCUUGUUUGCAGCCACGACCGCCCAGUCUCAGAACUUUAUGCCCCACGGCGGUAACCCCCUUAUGCCGAGCAUGUCCCAUAACGCACACUCAUCUCACGGUCAGACGCCGACAUCGAUCAAGACUGUGAAACCACCAGAAUACUUUCCGGAGUGGAAAGAUGUGGGCUUUGACGAAUCAGCAUUUCUCGGCGCUCAGGUCGCCGCCAAGGUCAUCUUCGUUGUUGACCAAGGUCAGAGUAAGGGCUACAUGACCCGGCCUGAUUACAACGAUCAGGGUCCCCAGGGCAUCCACGACUACAGUCUUUAGGGAAGGCUGGCAGUGCGUGGCCUUGGCGUUUCUCAAGCAGUGUAGUUGUUUGUAUACCUAGAUUGGAGUUGGGCUACGAUAUCCUGGCACAGGAACAAAAGGAGUCUGCAGAGGUGCUACAAAUCGAAAUGUUCAAACACAUGAUCGAGACAUGUGCCCAUCAUCUACCUCAUCCAGCUGUGCCAAUUCACGUGCUGUUUCGUGCGUUCUUUUGGUGCACGUGGAGCCGGCCGCAUUCUUCGGUGGCCUCCGCCUUCAGGCUGGGCUUGCCACACUUAGC
Boeremia exigua is the source of this 2237-nucleotide messenger RNA. Its product is annotated as actin-domain-containing protein. The record is from RefSeq and is a predicted model, not a curated record. The transcript is spliced from 3 exons. Lineage: Eukaryota; Fungi; Ascomycota; Dothideomycetes; Pleosporales; Didymellaceae. The coding region runs from base 32 to 1957 and encodes 641 amino acids.